CAGAACGCAAAUGCAAAUCAUUUCGAACAGCUCGGUGGCUUGAAAAACUACCCCAAAGCUAAGUGCAAACCAUUGUUUAGCCAUUGCUUCGCCAUUUGGUCCAGCAAAACCCGUACAAAGUAAGCGAACCCGGUUGUCGGGCCCCGGCACAAGGACGUUCCUACGAUCAGCUGUGGGUGUGUGUGUGUGCGGGCGCGUGCCAUGGAACCCGUGCGCACGCAUCGCAGUGUGCGUGUGCUGGCGUGUACGUACGGUGCUGGGCAGGUUGGUAGUGUUUGUGCCGGCCCGUCCACUUGUAAGUGGUCCAUCGGCCGACGGAAGCAGCAGCUUCGGCAGUGGCUGUCAGCAGCAGCGAAAAAGCAGCAGCAGCAGCAGUAGUCAGUAGCAGGGCAGGCGAGCAGCAGCACGGUGCAGCCAACAGAAUCCAAGAGACGGCCUCCCCUCCACCACCGUGCGUUCGUGUCGACGGUGUGAAAAGAAAGGACAAAGAAAGUUGUAACACUAAUCGCUCUCUGCGGUCGGUUACUACUGUGCUUGGAAGCAGUAUUUCCAAUCGGAACAAAAAUCGGAUCGGAUUCGAAUCGAAUUCUAACGCGAGGUGACAGAGCUGUGUGAUAAAAAAGGAUGAAAGUGUGAGAAGAAGAAAAGGAAAGGAAAACGAACACCCAACUUGCGGGCCCGGCUGUGAACGUGAAGAAGGAGAUUUUUUUCUUCUCAAUUCCAUUCCACUCGUUUUUCUUGCCCCCCCUCCCCCUCCUAUCUAACUGGUCGGAUUUCCUCCCGCUACGCGGUAGUGUAUGUGCCGUGUGCGCGCGUGUGUGUGUGUGUUCGCUCCCAUUGAUUGUGUCGCGUGCGGACGUGCGUGCAUGUGUGUGUGUGUACGUGCACACGGGGUGGGGGUGUGAAUGAUCACGGAAGAGACGUGAAAAGUAACGUGAAGUGACGUGCGGCAGAAGGGUGGCUUUUUUUUAGUUCGUGUAUGUGUUUGUAUGGUGGCGUUGCCCCCUCCCCGCGAUCAGCCGUUGUGCAGUGUGAAGUGUGUGGUGUGCGGUGCCGAUUAAAAACGCACAGCAGCGGUCUCUCGACGUGGUUUCCUUCGAUUUUUUUUCGGCCGUUGAAGGAAGACCAGAGUGUGAGUGAGAGAGAGAGAGAGCUGCGGCGGCGACACUGGGAUCAAUUUUUCGGUCGGUCGAAGCCAGCGGUGUCACGAAACGUGUUUGGUGUUGGUUGCCGGGCAGCAGCAGCAGCAAGGAGGUGUCGUACUCCCCACAUCCUCCCCCGUACAUCUACCGGAAGGAUUGUCCCGUUCGCUGUUAAAGCUGCUAGCCAGCGGUAGCAACAGCAGCGCUUUUACACCCAUCAGAAGAAGAUAAAGUGAUCGUGCAUGUGUGUGGCUGUGUGUGUGCGUGUCUUUUGUGCAGGGGUGAAAAAAGGCAACCCGCUUGCGCCCCGUCCCCCUUUUGCUAAUGCAACACAUUAAUACACACACUCCAAGCACACAUACAAAAAUCCUUCAAACACACACACACAGUGUUUGCAGUGUGAGGUGAAAAGCGGGGUGCCGCUAUAGGAAGAUUGCACGAGUGCAACGAAAACGAGGUUGAAAAGUGAGAAGAAGCGAAAAGAUUCCGUAACCACCCAUAGCAGCAGCAGCAGCAGCAAAAGUGGAAAGAAAUUGCGAGUGGCUGUGUGUGUGUGUGCUUUUGUGCGCGCGUGUAUGUCAGUGUGGUGAGGUUUCUGCUUUUUCGGGUUUUUGUUAACUCGCACGCUUGCGGGUGAACGAGUGUGAGAGAGAAAGAGAGAGAGAGAGAGCGCAAGGGAACUGUGCAACCCAGCACAGUGUGUCGUCUAUCCUUGCGGAGCGCAAGCUAGAGGGAAGCGAAAGCGCGCUAGAGAAGCAACGCGCUAGAGACCGGUUCCGCUAUCUCUGUCGUGUGCACGCUCGCUCGCUCACACCGGGUCCCGAAUGUCGGGCGACGGGAUGUGUGUGUGUGGUGUGGUGUCGCGCAACGUGAAUAGAGAAAAGCAGUAGUAGUUGGCCGUGGAACGACGUCGUCGUGUGCGCGAAAUGAUGUGUCCGUCCGCUCGGGCGUGUGCGUGCUAGUGUGGGUCAAAGUGGAAGUGGGGGAGAAAUAAAGGUGGUAGCAACUCGUCGAUCGCGCUCCGCGUGUCUCUGUCGAUCUCGCUCCUCACUCCCCACGGUUCGGUCACAGAAACGUCACGACGAGCGCUCGUACAAAGAGAAGCUCACCCGUGUUGGUGUGUGUGUGUGAGCGCGUGAAAUUGAUGAAUUAGGAAGCUAGUUAGUGGCUGUCACAGGAAGGACGGUGUGCGCGGGUGACCAUUUAGUGUGCGCUGGUGUCAGUGUGUGUGGUGUGCAACACGAGCGAAGGGAGGGCAAAAGAGACAGACAUCGUCUUCUCUCUCUUGCGUGCGUGCACGCGCUCGCUCGUGUGUGUGCGGCUGCUUCUCAUUCAUUUCGGAAAACGCGUACAUAUCCAACCAACAAACACACAAACACAGCGAAAGAAACGCACACAGUUGGAACAUUGCGGGUCGCACACAGCUAUACAAGUCAGUCACACAUACAACCCCCUCUCCCCCCUCGUACACCAGCAGCAGCGCGGAAGAGAUGAGCCGAUGAGAAGAGAUGCUGUCGGUGGUUAUGUAUGCUGCUGGCUCGGCCGCUGCUGGCCUGUGAGCGAGAGCGAGACGGGUGCGCCGCACACAUCACCGUCGGUGGGUUCAGCUGGCAACAAAGUGUGUUGACCACCACCCCACCAUCGAUUGGAGGCGAGUGUAGUUGACCGACUAAAGGGCGAAAACGGCAACCAUCAUUGGCUCAAACCAACAAGAAAAAAAAGUUAUGGAUAGAAGGGACUCAUCGGCAACUGCGUGAGGAAAACAAUGCAUCGGUCGGGCUGGAUGCAGCCUUCACACCACGGCAACCCUGUCACCAGUGUAAACGGUAAACGGUUUGCGAAGCAGCGGAACGCUGGUAGUGCCAUCAACACCACCACUAUCCUCGGUAGCAGCUACUACGAGGCGGCCACAGCAAUCACCAACACCACUAUCUGUCCAACGGCCGCCACUGUCGCCGUCAACGCAUCCGCCAUCAACGACGAUGAUGCAUCGCAAGAAGCGAAAGUGUAAACUUUCCUCGUGAACAACUUAAAUGUGUGCCUUAUCUCAUUGCUAAAAAAACACACACAACCCACAAACCCACACAAGCUAUAACUACACGUCCUGAGUGUCCUGUUAAUCCUGGGACGAGUUAAAACCGAACGCGCACAACAUACACCCAUACUUACCCUAUCGUCAGGCGCAGCAACAUCCGCAACAUUGAACCAGUCUGCAAACAAAGCUACAGAAAAAAACCAUCCAGUUUUCAUCAACAACCAACUACUCCUUGUUACAGUCCUUCCAGAACUGUGGAUAGUAGUAAAACCUAACUCCAGAGCCAAGGCGAAGAGAAAGAGAGAGAGCGAAAGAGGAAGAAAGGCAGAAACAAUCAACCACAACCACCAGCCAGUCGAUCAAUCACCGCAAGCGCGUCCUAGCGGGACGAAUCAGGAUCGGGAAGGAUAAAGAAAGGAAAGUACGACGAAACGCGCGUAUUCUUUCCCCCCCAUUAUACUCCUACGAAACUGCACACCUUUCCGCUCGGUGUGCAUCAUCAUCGCAUCCUGGUGUCCUGUUGCGGUGUGUCCUGGACUCUCCGGAUUUAUAUACAAAUUUACAUUUGUAGUUUUAUAUUUUAAACAAAAUCUAAACCUUAACACACACACACGACGCCACUCGACGCUUCUCGAGCCCAGUGCAAAUCUAGCUGUGAACGCGUGUCUGCGUGUGCUGCGUACGUAUCCUUUCACGCGCACCGGAAGGAAGCAAUCAAUUAGGCGGUGGGGAUAGGUUUCGGCUGCUCCAGGCUACUUGUGCAGUGUGUUUGUGUCUAUACAGAAGUACAACGAAUUUCGAAUUUGGACGUGUGAAGCGCAGCACAAUACACAAGAAGGAAGAGCAAGAGAUACCGGUGGAGAUAGCGAGAGAUAGAAGGAGAAGAGAGCGCAUACAAAUAAUAAUAAUAAUAAUAAUAUUAACCCGGUAGUACAACAAACGCUUGUCGUAGACAGGUGUGAUUAGUUUGUAAAACGUAAAAAAAGCAACUCAUGCAGAUUAUAUUCACAUCGCCAUACGAUUAAGAACGAGAGACAGAGAGGGGGAUCGAAUCCUCGAAGGAAAAAUCUACAAAGAUAAGGAACGCACGAAGAAGAAGAAGAAGGAGAAGAGGAUCACAGCCUUCCGGUCCGUUUGCUGUAAGACAGUAAGCAAGUGGAAGAGAACCGAAGAGAACCGAGGAGAGAGAGCAAGAGGAUCCUAAUACACUUCCACCGUGGUUGUAACCGCCGUUAGCCCGUCUUUUUUGUUACGUGCUUCCUGUGCUUCCUUCUGCCGUCGUUGUCCGAGGGUCGUUCAUUGUACAUGCGUGCAUGAACGGUGCAUCAAGCGACGAGUACUCUGGUGCUGCUGCAUGCAACGUCGAGGGUCGCACUCACUGGCCCCAGUAGCAGCGGCGGAAGUGUUUGCAUAGCAGAGGAAACGAACGGGCGCACAGUAGGAAACGACAGCAGGAGGGGACAUCACGAGAGACACCAUACACACACACACGACGGGGUGCGGUGGAGUGUAGUAAUGGAGGAAUCGCAACAGACGACAGCAUCGCAGGCGGAACAGCAGCAGAAGGAACAGCAGCAGCAACCGUCGCAGCCGGCACAACCACCGCCCCAGCAACAGCAGCAGGGCUUUGGGACGUACAUUGCGCUGGAGGACAGUACCGGGCCGCCGACGCUGGUGGACGAGCUAGCCUUCGAGAAGGAUGACAUCGUGCACGUGUGGAUGCCGACGGUGACUAAACCGCCGACCAGUACGGCGGCUGAAGGUGAAGGUGGACCGCGCGUCGCCUGGUACAAGGCCACCAACGCGCGCACCAAGCAGACCGGCUACGUGCAGUUGAGCAAACUCUCGCCGCUGGAAAACAUUGACCCCGUUGUGUACAGCGGGGGCACAGCGCGCCAGUACAUCGGUACCGUUCCCGCCGGUACCUGCGUGUCCAUCGGUUGCGCUUGCGUUGCCGGUGGUCUGCAGCAACAACAGCAUCAGCAUCAGCAGCAGCAGCAACAGCAGUCACAACAAACCGCGAUCUCUGACGCCUUCGGUGGGCUGCGGCUAGCCAGCAGCGGCACCACACCGGGCACCACCGAUACGACCGGGUCCAAUGCGGAAGAGCUCUACGUGAAGUGCGUAACGCCCGCCACGGUGCUAAAAGAUCCAGCACUAAAAGAUGAAAUGGCUAGUAGAACCAGUAACAGAGCUCACGCGACCGAGUUUGUUUAUUUUGUAACACCCAUUAUAUGUUUGUUUUGCCGGGACUACAUCUGGGGGCUUGGAAGGCAAGGUGGACAGUGUAGAAACUGCUCUGCAUGUUUCCAUCUCAACUGUCUGCCGUACACCUGCUACAGGCCGUGCCAAAGAAAUCCGGACAUGUACCAGAACAUACCGAGUACUUUCAGAACGGAAAAGUCAAUUAACGAAUGGACGACGGAAAAUGUGCUGGAAUGGAUGACCGCUGUUAAUAUGUAUGACCAUGUGGAGGUAUUCAAAACGAAAGCUAUAAAAGGCUGUGAUUUACCGAAAUUGGAUCGUGAUAAGCUUGAACAAAUGGGUAUUAAGAAUGAUUUCCAUCAGCAAAGCAUCCUGACGACGAUCACGCAACUUCUGAUGAGCGCAGAGAUGACUGCGGCGGCGGCGGCCGACCUGCCGAUCGUGCCGGCCCCGGUCAACCUGCCGGUCGGCACCGACCACCAGCAGCAGCAGCAGCAGCAGUACAACGGACACAACCUGGUGAACGGUUCGUUUUCGAAACAGCAAAAAUGUGAUAUGUGCAAGAACUACCUGCUAGGACUGGUCCACCAGGGACUGUUCUGCACCCAGUGCAAUAUGGUCGUACACCGGCAGUGCUCGGUGAUGGGCCUAAGGCCAUGCAGUGCCGCUGGCACGCAACAGCAGCAGCAGUCGCAACAACAGUCGCAACAGCAGUCGCAACAGCAAUCGCAGCAACAGCAACCAACACAGCAGGUGGGGUCCACGACGGGCGGGUACAUGCUCGGAGGCGCUUAUCGGCAGGAGCACCAGCACAUGUUUGGCAAGAGCCUCUGCCUGCUGUUCGACGUCCAGCAGCAGGCGGCGCCCCAGAUCGUGGUCGACCUUUGCACCAGCCUGGAGAAGAAGGCGGUGAUGGACAAGGGGCUGGACCUGUACGUGGUGUAUCGCACCACCCCGCUACGGUACGACGAGGUGAACAAGCUGCGCGACGCGCUCAACGAGAAUCUGCUCAACAUCGAUUUGAACGGCUACACGCCGGAGUGCGUCGCGACGGUGCUGAAGAAGUUUUUCCACGAGCUGCCCGAUCCGCUCAUACCGGUUGCGUGGUAUCAGUCGUUCAUUGACGCUUCGUUGCUCGACGAUCAGCAGGCUGUCGAGCGCAUGAAGGGAAUCAUACAAGAGAUGGCGCCACAUCACAACAAGACGCUGCAGUACUUCAUGCGGCACCUGAUCCGAAUCUGCCGGUUGCAGUUUAUGCGCGGCAACAAGCAGCAGCCGACGAUGCUGCUGCAAAACUGGUGCCAUAUUUUGAUGCGCCCAGCGUGGGAAAGGAUCGUGCACUUCGUGGCGAACAUAAAGAACCAUCUGCGAGUGCUGGAGCUGCUGAUGUACAAGAUUGACUGGAACGAGGCGUUGCCGGAGUUUCUCUCCAUACCGGCCGUGCCGCCGCGUAAGACGUCCCGCACGGGUAGCGGUGCCGGUACCGGUCCCGGGUCGACGAAAAAGUCCAUCAUAGCCUCGCCGGAGGGCGGAUCGAUCGGUGGUCCGCUGCUCGAAAGCGAUUACAGCACCACCACCACCGGCAGUGGCAGCAGCGGCAACACGCUCGGGCGAAGCGCGGCACAGCAGUUCCCUAAUGGCGGCGGUAUGCUCAUGUCGCUGAUAACCGAUCCGAACACGCCGCAGGAGCUGCGCGACGCGGAAUGGUACUGGGGCAAGAUAUCGCGCGACGUGGCGAAGGAGAAGAUGAUGGACGCGCCGGACGGGUCGUUUCUGGUGCGCGACGCCAUCAACGAUGCGGGCGAGUUCACGCUGGUGCUGAAGAAGGACGGCACCGAUCGGCCGAUCAAGAUCUACCACAAGAACGGCAAGUACGGCUUCACGCAGGAGUGCACGUUCGAGAGCCUGGUCGGCAUGAUCAACGAGUUCCGGACGACCACGCUGAAGGAGUACAACACGAUCCUGGACAUCAGCCUGCUGUACCCGAUCUCGCGGUUCGAGGACGAAAGUCUGUAUCCGGCGGCGGGCGACAUACACCAGCUGGCGGCCAGCUUCUACGAGACGGUGCAGAAGCUGACCGACCUGCAAAACAUGCGCGAGUCGACGCUGGAAGCGUUCAACGUCUGCCAGUCGCACAUGGAGCUGCGGCGCCAGGCGCAGGAAGCGUUCAUCGAGGCGGACAAGCUGUUCAACGACCAGCUGCUGACGCAGGCCCGCUACGAGAAGGAGGCGCAGCCGCACGAGCAGCGCAGCCUGGCGCAGAACCGCACGCUGAUCGAGAGCCGGCUGGAGGAGCUGCGCAAGUGCAAGAAAAACCUGGACGAGGACAUGGAGCGCGAGCGGGAGCGGAUGCGCGAGCUGCAGCGGGAGGCGAUGAAGCUGAAGCCGGAAAUCAUGAACCUCAGCAAGCAGAAGGACCAGUACCUGGAGGCGCUCAAGCGCCAGUCGAUCACGGACGCCCAGAUCAAGCAGAUCCUGAAGGACGGCUACCUGUCGACGGCGAACCCGGACGGCACGCAGGAGCUGCCCCACCUGGACGAGACGACCUGGCCGGAGCGGUACUCGCGCCAGGACGCGGAGAAAAAGCUGGCGAACAAGCCGACCGGCACGUUCCUGAUACGGGCGCGCAACGCCGGCCACUACGCGCUGUCGAUUGCGUGCGACGGGCGCGUCAACCACUGCAUCAUCCACCAGACGGAGCGAGGGUACGGGUUUGCGGAGCCGUACUACAUCUACGAUUCGCUCAAAUCGCUCGUCGUGCACUACGCGACCAACUCGCUCGAGGAGCACAACGAUCUGCUGCAGACGACGCUCAAGUAUCCGGCGUUCGCGCCGAACAUGCCGAGCGGCAGCGGUACCAGUGGCAGUGGCAGUGGCAGCGGGCAAACCAGCGGAGGUGGUGGUGGUGGUGGUGGUUCGUCUUCUUCCCGGCAACAAGGAUCGGUCCCAUGGUCGACUUCGUUUGCUGCCUAAAGGGGGUCGACGUCGUCGCCACCAUCAGCUUUUGCAGUGCGUCGGUAUUGUUUUGUUUUGUUGUUCUCUCGCUCGCAGGUGGUACUGCUGUGUGUGCGUGUGUGUGUGUGUGAUGUUCGGUAAUUUAAAAAUGUACGUAAAACAUACCGCUGUUAUAGCUGCAAGCACGAUUUAAGGUAGGCUAAGUAACUGGACCCGAUGAAUGCAGGGAAGGGACCUUCGAACCGGGCUCUCUCCGGUUCUUCCCGCUAGAGAGGGAAACCAUCUAUUUUUUGUUGUUGUCUCUUCCCUUUUAAAUUGUUCGUAUUUCGGUGUAGAGCAGAGCAGUUGCUUCCAAAAUUGGGAAUUUAAAGUGCGUUUGGUAGAUGUGUAUUUUUUGUUUUAAUUUUUACAAAUACGUAUACACACACGUGCGCGCUGUGCUCGUUUGGUUGCGUUAUGCGAAAUGCGCGCGCGCAAAGGAGGUAGGGGAGUUGAUAUUAAUGGCGCGGAAAUUUCAUUCUUUUAUAAACAAAAACACACACACAUAUACACACACAUACAAUAUUGUCAUCAGCACCACAGCCCCACAAUCCCACAAAAUGAUCGCGCGAACGAAGGAUAGUUUUUAGACAAAUGCUUUCAUGCUAAGUCUACAUUUAUGUAUGAAGGCGUUAACGUAUGCGACGUACGUUCUACGACAGCCCAUUACAUAACAAACGCUCCACUCCAGCAGUGUUUCGGAGUGAUCUACGCGCUGCGGCUCUCCCGGACGACGGUUACGGCACGGCACGCCCCCCAAAACUCCAGUUUCGAUGCAUUUGGGUUUUACUUUUACUUUCGAGGGUGGGGAUGUGUGUUUCCGUGAUUAAAGAAAUUGGAUAAUGAAUACAGUAAGCUUUGGUUUGGUGGGCGGCACUCACAUUUGCCGCUGCCGCCGUCAAAUUUGCGGUUCGGGGUUAGGGGUUUACGUAUUAAUGCGCUCGGCUCGGUAUAGGAUGUGUAUAUCGUGUUUUUUUGUUGUUUAUUUUUUGAAAAGGGUAUUAUUUUUAUUCUAACACGUGUGUAGCAUCCAUUCGCAUUGAAGCGCGGCGUAGCAGAGCAUUAAAGCAGCAUGUAUCGCGUGCAAGUUUUGCCAAGACCAUCCUCUGCGUGCUCUUUGGCGCUGGUUUGCUAGCUAUAGCCGGGGCGGUUGGAGAACAAAACGAGAUUUUAGCUAUUCCUUGUUGUCCCCUUCCCCAUUGGAAGCAACACAAAGGAAAAUUGGGAAAUAAUAAUAAAAUGCAAAGCUUGAGGUGAAGGACAGUGCCGAUGUGUUGGGCUUUUACGUGCAUCAAAUAUUAUAAACUCCAUGAGUUAAUUGAUUCGGACGAGCACAACGGAUGGGGAACGGAGGACAGUACGGAGAACAAAACCAGGGAAGCUGCGACAAAGCGUAGUAGACACGGGUGAUACAAAACAAAACAAAAAAAAAACCGGCAUGACGAAUAACGGCCGCGAGGUGUGUGUUGCUGCUAAGGUAGUAGAGAUAGACGCAAGGACGCAAGCGUGUGUGUGUGUUGUUGUGUAGUAAGGAAAAGCGUUGGGGUGAUAAGACGAGCAGGGCCGCCGUGGAUGGUAGGGUGGGAGGAAGGUGAUCCUCAGUAAAGGGCGAUCGUGUUGUGUGCGCGUGUGCGUGUGUGUAUGUGGGGGUUUUAAGCUGCAAUAUAGAUUGCAGCAUUUUGUACCCCCACAGAACCCCUCCACACGCUGACGCCACACGGUAGAGAAGAAAAUCGCGAAACGGCUGCUAACAUACAUCGACGUAACACGAUUGAGGUGAAAAGAAGAGAAAGAAGAGGGAGGGGAGAGUUACGUUCGCUCGUUCAUUUGUAUAUGCUGUAAUCGUUAAGCACACAUUUACAUUAUCCUAAUUUUAGUGUGACACCAUCUCGCUCGGAAGAUGGACAAGCAAAGAGUUAGCAGGCAAAAUGCGAUCGCGUAAGGUCUUUUGGUGUCUUUUGCACAUUUUGAUCAGUUUGCUGAAAUGUUUUUAAUGCAAAGGAAGCGGGAAAUGUUUGUUUUCUGUUUUUCUUCGAAUUGUUUGAUAUGUUCCCUUGCUGCACAUCAUGCCCAGAUGCAUCUGGAAAAGGUCAGAUCUGUAAAAAAAGCAACGGAAGGAAGGGCUAUAGAGAGGAUGUAGUGGUUGAAGUAAGGUUAAAAUCGCGGCCAAAUACUGAACACACACACACACAUACGGGAAGAAAUGGAAGGGAGCGAUCGCGCGUCCCGUUGUGCUCCGUUAUACUGGCUUGCCCGAUCGCUGCACGCGCACAACUGUUGUAGGUGUAACUCCCCCCCCCUUUUUAAGGGCGACAGCGCACUCAACGAGAACCGAGUCUCUGGUUGAACAUAAAAAUCUGUGGAUUAUUUGUAAAGUGAGUAAAGUGUGUAUAUUAUAUGAAUGUGGUUUCUGGACGGGAGCGUGAGUGUCUGAGCGAGUGUUUGUGUGUGUGUGUGUGGGAUACAAACUGUGAAGAGAGAGUGUAAGAGGAUGUUUUAGAGUUUUGUCUGAAUGUUUAGGAAUCAAACAAAUAUUGCGUAACUGUGUUAAACCUACCAUGUAAGCGUUCAGUAAAGAUAGAUAUAUAUUAUAUAUUCUAUAUUAUAUAUAUAUAUGUAUAUGUAUAGACAUAUUUGUGUAUACAUAGAUGCAUGUGUGCCACGUUGUACAUGCUGCAUGUAUGUAUAGAUAGAUAUAUAUAAGAUAUGUAUGUAGAAGGUACCGAUAAUACCUAACCAUUAUGUGCGCCCGUGUAGGUAUGUGUGUGAUGAUAAACAUAACUUUGUGAAACAAAAAAACAAAGCAACGCGUAGAAUCGUUCAAAAACAACCCUUACCCGAUAGAAGACCAAGCAAGGAUUGGAAAAAACAAACAAACAAACAAACAAAUGAAACAAUCGAAAACGGUGAUUUGCCGCGUGUACAGAGGAUAGCAGCAAAGCAGAGGCGAAGAAGAAGAGUGGUAGUGGUGGUCCCCUAGUCUGACUAGGUUUGGGAAGUGUUGGUACUGAAAAUCAAAAUCAAACAAAGUUUAAACCCCCCUUCUAGACGGUGUUUUCCCGCAUCGAGCAGCGGAUAAGCAUACACAACACAACAAGUAUGAGUAGUUUACAUAUGUGUGUGCAGAUAAUAUAUAAUCAAAUUGGAGAAGAAACAAACAAAAUAGGGGCAGCAAGUUAACCAAACCAACUUCUGGCAUUCAAACGCUGUCGCUGCACGUUAAAGCUUUCUGUCUAAUGUUUGCAAACAAUUGCAAUACACACACAUACCCUACCCUUUACAAAUGAUGAUCGAUCAUAAAAACACCAAAAUUGACAGUUGUGCAUGACCCCAUGCUCUUAGGUAUGUUUUGAAUCACCUUCGUUCUGUUUCAAAUAAUAGUGCGGCUACUUGCAUAUUGGACGCUGGACGCUAUUAUUAUUGGCAAAUAGUAACCCGGAAUCACAAACGGUGACAGUGACAGUGACAAAAACAUUAUUGAAGCGUUUACCAUGCGUAUAUAUAUAUAUCGAUUACAAAAUAUUGUUGUGCAUGUGUGUGUGUGUGUCUGUGUCUGUUGUAUAGGUUGAAAACAAAUUGAAAUAAUUAUACACAAACGACAAGAAGACAAGGUGUAGGAGGAUUAAUCCCUGCAGAGAUGAAGGGACAAAACAGACCAGGGAAUAACGGCAUGAUAGAAGGUGAUGGGGAGGGAGCAAAGGGGCUAAGUGCUGCCUAGCUUCGCUCCCCUGAUCCGGAUGAUAUAUGUAUAUGUAUAAAUUCAGCAAAAUAUAGAACAACAAAUAUGAAAACACACUAUAGAUUCACACACACACUCAUCAAGUACUAUACACCCGUGCAAAGGGGAAAUUUUUUUUAGAGCUUUCGUGCAGGGCGAUAGAGCGAUUCACAACCCAAUUUCUCUUCUCCGUAUGCUUGCACGCGCGGUGGUGAUGUGAACAUCAAAUUUGCACAACAAACUAAUGUGCGUGCUCGUCUAGUCGUUUAGAAUUGGAAACCAAUCAUCAUCAUCCCACUUCCAUUAUCGAGCACCACAUUUUUCCAUCAGGCAACGAUCAUUACACAGCUGCGUGCGCGUGCGUUAGCUUAUGUGUAGUAGACUUUAAAAGGAAGGCGAAGAACAACCAACCAACCCACACGUUAGCUAAAGAAUCCUUUCAGUGUGCAGGGGAAACAUUUGGAACCAAUAGUGCAAAGCGUGUUCCGACUGCAACGCGCUCUGUAAUGUGUGUGUGUGUGUUUCUGUUCAAUAGGGGCUUAUCCGUCAACAUACAACGUACAAAAAUUAUACACAAAAAUACGAGGAGAUUGCAAAAAAAAAAAACACAUUAUCAGUUAAGCAAAACAUUGUUAAGCAGACGGCAGCGUGUCAAAAGGGCAAGAGAUUCAAGCAAACAAGCAAAACAAAACAAAAAAACGCUUUUUAUGUGCUCUCGUAUAUUGAUAGGUGCAAGCGAUGCUCUUUUACGAUGCACGAUUGUUACUAAAAUGUGUAGAAGCGUGAUUAGGGGGCGUUUAGAAAAAGGAGCACCGAGAACGUAUGACUAUGUCCUUCUUUGUUUUCUGAUGCAACAGAUACGCGCACCAACAAUGGCUGCAAACAAUGUAAGCAAAACAGUGCUAAGAAGCUCUUCCCCAGCGCUUACGCCACAGAAACGGACACUAUUACUUCCUUGGACGUGUGUGCACCGCUUUGUCAUGUUGUGUAAGAGAGUAACAGUGGACGGAAGCUAGUAACAACAAUCUUUAAAAACAAAAAAACCAACCAGUUCCCCCCUCAACCAAACAACUCUAGAACGCCAAUCUUUUUUAAAUGUACGCGGGCAGUGCAAAAAAUGAAGAUGGAAAAAUUAUAAGAAGCGAAAAGAGAAAGGAAUGAAAAGAGAUAGUAAGAGAGUAGCAAGUAAAGGAAAACAAACAAACAAAACAAACAAAUCAACAAUCUCUGGAAAAAGGGAGGAAUGUGUGUAAGAGAGAUAAAAAACAAAAAUACAACAAACAAAAA
Molecule: messenger RNA, 13381 nt
Organism: Anopheles arabiensis
Lineage: Eukaryota; Metazoa; Arthropoda; Insecta; Diptera; Culicidae
Gene: Pi3K21B
Biological process (GO): insulin receptor signaling pathway; phosphatidylinositol phosphate biosynthetic process
Cellular component (GO): phosphatidylinositol 3-kinase complex
Molecular function (GO): 1-phosphatidylinositol-3-kinase regulator activity; protein binding
Source: RefSeq, a predicted model, not a curated record